Silurus meridionalis is the source of this 2324-nucleotide messenger RNA. RefSeq names its product adenylate kinase 7-like. NCBI's taxonomy places the organism in Eukaryota, Metazoa, Chordata, Actinopteri, Siluriformes, Siluridae. The transcript is spliced from 18 exons. The record is from RefSeq and is a predicted model, not a curated record. Gene Ontology annotation, biological process: nucleobase-containing compound metabolic process. Gene Ontology annotation, molecular function: AMP kinase activity; ATP binding. Bases 226 to 2073 code for a protein of 615 amino acids. Gene Ontology annotation, cellular component: cytoplasm.
UCGGAGGAACAUGCGCCCAAACGCGUCUUUAUCAACAAUCUGGAUAAAUAUACAUCCAAAAACAUAGGAAAGUUUUUAGCCUCUUAUGUUGAACGGGAAAAUGAGUCGAGUUCCCGAGCAGGAGCGUUUGAGAUUGUUGGAACUGUUUCGGGAAGCGAGGAGAAGACUGGAUUUGCAGUAGAAGAAUAUAAAAAUUUAACACGUGAGGAGCUUUUCCAUCACCUGAUGGAGUCGGACGUGAUCGUUUAUAACAUCUACAACGAGAAUGCUGAUCAGAUUGAGGAAGCCUCUUGGGUGGUCUCAGCUCUUCACAGUGACAUGGAUGCAUUUCCUCAACCGAAAAUGUUCAUCCUGAUCUCUACGGUCAUGACCUGGGCUCUGACUGAGACACUCGAUCCAAACGAUCCCGAAAUUCCUCUCGUGGAAUGGGACUUCAGGAGACGGAAACCGCAUCCGAGUUUUCAAGAUCAUAUGGAUCUGGACAAGCUCGUGUUUAAACUGGGAAGAUCUAAUAAAUCCCAGUUUUCUACUUUUGUGGUUGCCUCCGGACUGCAAUACGGCAUGGGCGAGCAGGCGUUUCAUUUCUUUUUCAAGACGUCUUGGUUGGGAGAGGAACAGGAAGUGCCGAUCUUCGGAGACGGCUCCAAUUUCGUUCCAACCAUCCACAUCACUGACCUGGCAGGGAUGGUGCAGAACGUAAUCGAGCGUAAGACCAAGGUGCCGUCUUUACUUGCAGUGGAUGAAUCACACAACACCAUUGCUGACAUCGUCAAUGCAAUAGCAGUGGCGCUCGGACCCGGAAAAACCAGAAACGUUCCAAAAGAGGACGUUUUUCUAUCAGAGGAAUUGACACAAUCGGAAAUCGACCAUUUGUUCGUCGACAUUAAAAUGAAAGCCAUAUAUUUGGAUAAGUUUAUGAGUCCCGAGAAGUUCGACUUCAACUGGGUUUCACAGAACGGUUUCGUUGGGAGCAUCAGCCAAAUUGUGGAGGAAUACAAGCUCAAUCGAGGCCUGCUGCCUAUUCGCAUCUGUGUCUUGGGACCUCCUGCUGUCGGGAAAAGCACCGUCGCUGAAAAGAUAUGCAAACACUACAAACUGCACCAUGUAAAACUCAAAGAGACCAUCACCGAGACGCUCGCUCACCUGGAGUCACGUGCCCGUGUGGAAGAAGCAGACGGGAAAGAGGACGAGGAAUCCUGUGGAACAUGGGAGCUUUUGGACACACUGACCAAGAACCUGGAAAAAAAUGGAGGUCGGUUGGAUGAGCAGUAUGUCCUCCAAAUCAUUAAAGACAAGCUGAAGACUAAACCAUGCAGAAAUCAGGGGUUUGUCCUGGACGGCUUUCCGAAGACAUACAAUCAAGCGAAAGAGCUGUUUUCUGCCGAGUCUGAUCAAGCUAAAGACGAGCGUUCGAAGAUCCCUCCGCACAACAAGGAAAUCAUCCCGGAGUUUGUGUUCUCGCUGGAUGCCACCGACAAGUUCCUGGAGGAACGUGUGCUGAAUCUGCCCGAAAGCGUGGUGCAGGGGACAUCACACUCCGUGGAGAAGUAUUUCCCACGUCUGGCCACGUUUCGAAAAAAGAAUUCAGAGGACGCAACCGUGCUGAAGUACUUCGCUGAGCUGGAAAAUCAUCCUGUGCAUAUUAAGAUUGAAAGUGAUGACUUGGAGAACGUCCUGGUGAUGGAGAGGGUGAUGGAGAGUGUGGGGGAGGUCAGGAACUAUGGCUCCACCACGAAGGAUUUGGAGGAGGAGAGGAGACAGGUGGAGAUCAUUCUGAGCAAGAUGGAGGAGGAUCGUCAGGCCGAAGCCAAGUGCAAAAAGGAAGAGGAGGAGCAGAGGGCAAAGCAACAGGAGGCUCUGAACAAGCGUCUGGACGAAGAAAGGCUUCAGGAAGAGACGCAGUUGAUGGCAAAAUCGGCUCCGCUCAGGCAAUAUCUGAUGAACAGCGUGUUGCCCACAGUGAUCCGAGGCUGCCUCGAGAUCUGUCAGCUCCAACCAGACGAUCCAAUAUACUUCCUGGCUGAAUAUAUCCUGAAAAACAAGCCAGAAGUGCAAACAAACACAUCAACGUAAAAAAUGUUGGGGCUCAGUUUUUUGGCUUGAAAUUUGUGAAACUGGAAAUAAAAACAGGAAAAAUCCAUAUAUUAGCCGCUUCGUUGUUUAAGCCACGGGGUUCAAAGCGUGGGAAAAAAGUAGCGGCUUAUAGUCCAGAAAAUACGUUAAAUUUGUUGAUAAUAUUGAAUAUUUUAUUAGACUUACUGUAAAAAUGACAUCCACUUUAGUUGUUUACUGUAAUGAUAACAUAAAUGCCUAAAAUAAAUGUG